AACUCUCGCGAGACUGUGAGUCAGACUUCACCCAAGCCGAGUGAAACAAUCAGACUGAGUUACUGCGCAGAGAUCAGACUUAUUUACUCGCUGUUUGCGUUCAGACCGGCUGUUUUUCUUUUCUGUUAAAAACCCGUGAAGCGUUUUUGUCCCUGAACAUGGAGCCGCACUGCGAGUAGCCGCCUCCGCCAAGAGGCUGAAACCGGAAGAUGAUUUAGCUCACUUAACGCUAGCUUCUCCCUCUGGUUCUCUGUCCGCGUCUCGGCGGGUCGGCGGUGCUGAGUGAUGCCCAGCGGGGUUGAAUACGGAGAGCUGGGGGAAAGCCUUCCUGCCAUUUCCUCCCUAAACGCCUCGUACUCUCAGACCUCGCUGUCCAUGCCCUCGCCCCACUACCUCCCGCUGCCUCCCACAGAGCGCAGGGCCAUCUCCGACGUCCGCCGCACCUUCUGCCUCUUCGUCACCUUCGACCUCCUCUUCAUCUCCCUCCUCUGGAUCAUCGAGCUAAAUAUAAAUAAGAGUAUCUGGCUGAAUCUGGAGAAGGAGGUCGUUCGGUAUGAUUUCAGCUCCUCUUUCUUUGAUAUCUUUCUUUUAGCUCUCUUUAGGUUUUUGUGUUUGCAGAUUGCUUACGCUGCCUUCAGGCUGAGGCACUGGUGGGUUAUUGCGAUCACUACUCUGGUGACCAGUGCCUUCCUUAUUGUCAAAGUCAUCAAAUCAGAUCUGCUCACUGAGAAUGUCUUCGGCUAUGUUCUUCCCAUCACCUCCUUUGUGGUGGCCUGGCUGGAGACCUGGUUCCUCGACUUCAAAGUUCUCACGCAGGAGGCGGAGGAUGAGCGAGUGUACCUGGCGGCCGUGAAUGCAGCGUGUGAGAGCGCUCGUAUGAUCUACCCCAGAGCCGUGUCCGACGGCCAGUUCUACUCUCCUCCGGAGUCACUCGCAGGUUCCGAGGAAGAUCUUGAUGAAGAAGGUCUCGGCAGGAGAGCAGUAACUGCACAGGAGAAGGAGUUUGUGCGGCAGGGCCGCGAGGCGAUGGCUGUGGUGGAACAGAUCCUGUCUCAGGAGGAAAACUGGAAGUUUGAGAAGAAUAACGACAUGGGGGACUGUGUGUACACGCUGGAAAUCCCCUUCCAUGGAAAGACGUUCAUCCUGAAGGCGCUACUGCAGUGUGCUGCUGAGCUGGUGUAUCAGGAGGUCAUUCUACAGCCGGAGAAGAUGGUGCAGUGGAACAGAACAGUGUCAGCGUGCCAGAUUUUACAGAGAGUGGAUGAUAACACACUGGUAUCGUAUGAUGUGUCUGCAGGAGCAGCAGGAGGAGUCGUUUCUCCCAGGGAUUUUGUAAAUGUUCGUAGAGUGGAGCGGAAGAAAGAUCGUUACAUCUCGGCCGGCAUGUCGACCAAUCAUGGUGCCAAACCUCCACACAGUCGCUACGUUCGGGGUGAGAAUGGUCCAGGUGGGUUUGUGGUGCUGAAGUCCAGCAGUAAUCCUUCAGUCUGCACUUUCAUCUGGGUGCUCAACACUGACCUCAAGGGUCGUCUCCCGCGCUACCUUAUCCAUCAGUCUCUGGCAGCUACCAUGUUUGAGUUUAUGGCCCACCUUCGUCAGCGCAUCUUGGAGGUCCGCGCGUCACUACGGUAACGGAGGAACGUCUCACCUGUGUGCUCUUCACCCCAGAGCCGGAGUUCAGCCACACACCGCUGUGCUUUGGCCUUUCCAUUUUCUACAAUACUGCAGUAUUUCUAUGGUUGCCAUGUGGAGAUUCACUGCCCCUCCUGGCUGGGAGGAGGUGCUGCACACUGAUGUUGAUCAUGGUGAAAGAAAUGGUUAAAAAAGAGAUGGUAAAACUGGCCGGAGCAGGACUUCUGAAGGAUUCUCUGUUAAACCCCUGUGAAUGCUGCUGCACGUGGAUGUCACAUCUGAGCCUUUCUGUCUUUUUUCUUUCUUGUACGGUUUAAUUUUUCCCCAUACAUUUCUUCCAGUUGUUACUCUCAGUCAGUUCCCAUUUUACUACAGUGUCUUCACAAAAUAUUGUGACAGAAUUAUUUUUUUCUGUGUGUUCAGGCUGUUUAAUUAUAAACGAAAGAGGAAUAAGAUUAAAGGUGUAGUAAGGUGUGGAUAGUCUUAUUGACAGGGUGUUUCUGGGCAUGUUUAUUUCACACUUUUGGAAUGCUGCCACCGUUUUGUGAGCAUAUGUAUUGGGACAAUUUAAUGUAUUAGUUACUCAGGUGGUCUCCUCUACAGCCAGUUACGUUCAUGCUUUAUCAGCUAUAAUGAAGGUUUUUUCAUUUUGUUGCGUAAACACCUUUUUUGUUUCUGUACACCUCCAUUUUUUUCAUAAUUAGUAAGUGGCUGCAUUUAGUUUACAUCACAGACUGAAUUGCAUUGCUUGGCACUACCUCCACCAUGUUUCGCAGAUUAUCUGUUUUUUGUUCUGCCUUUGUUAUUUAUGUCUAUCAUUAUCUGUACACAUAAUUAAAGGAACACUGCUCCUGAUGAUGUAGCUUGAAGGUAGGAGGAAUUUUUGAAAAACUACAAUUGUUUUUGGGGGAGGUUUGAAGGCCGACUGUAUGAAAUGUAAGUUUUUGAGCCUUCUAGCAGAAAUGUUAGCCAUCUGGCAUCACUUUACAUUCGUCAGAUAAAAAUACAUCCUUAAAAAAUGUGUACACACAUAUAUAUAUAUAUAUAUAUAAUAUUAAACCGUAAACACUCAAAGAACUAUUUGAAUGCAUAAAUGGUUCUUUACAUCUUUAAAGGUCCUUUUCUAUGAUGGAAAACCUGUUGUCUAUGCUUCUUAAAGAACCUUUAUAAAUUUGGCUCUGUAUAGCACUGAAAAAGGUUCCACUGGUGUUACACGUCACAGAACCUUUUUUUGUACUACAAAAAAAUCUUUUUUUUUUUUUGCUAAGGGCCCCAAAAAAAUCUACCACAAAGCAGUUGUAGUUUUUAAAAAGCUCCUCCUACCCUCAAAAUACAUCAUCAGAAGGGAGUUUUUCCUAGUUUGUUUGGAAUUUCUCUUUAAAUCUGAAUGCUCAGCUCUGCUUAAUUGUGUAUUCUAAUAUAAGUCAGUUAUUCCUGCACUGUGGAUGUUUAUUUUUCAUGUAAAUCACAGUUUCAGGGUUUUUCUGCACCACAGUUUGUUAUUAUUCUGUUUUCAGCUACAGUUGCCUUUCACAGCCGAGCUGACUGUCGUUGAUAAGUGCGAUUACACUCGUUAUUAUUUUUUCAGGCAUAUUCUGAAUCAGUUUCUCUUUUAUUUUGUAAUUGUCACUUUGGUUUAUGUGCAUUAACUCAAAAGACAAGCUUGAUGAUGCAGGCUAGUUGUAAAAGAUACUGACACAUAUUUUAGUAAAACUAAAGAAUUCCUUAAA
Colossoma macropomum (tambaqui) is the source of this 3362-nucleotide messenger RNA. It is a transcript of the gene stard3, whose product is annotated as StAR-related lipid transfer (START) domain containing 3. Gene Ontology annotation, cellular component: late endosome. Gene Ontology annotation, molecular function: cholesterol transfer activity; cholesterol binding. The record is from RefSeq and is a predicted model, not a curated record. The coding region runs from base 286 to 1632 and encodes 448 amino acids. The transcript has 15 exons. Lineage: Eukaryota; Metazoa; Chordata; Actinopteri; Characiformes; Serrasalmidae.